CCGGCACGUGCGGCGUGUUGUGGCUGUCACCGCCAUGGCGGUGCCGGAGGUGCUGCGGCAGCUGAGCCGCCGAGCCUGGGAGCCCGCGCUGACCCGGGCGCAGCGCGCCGCCGUCCUCAUGGACGCGGCCUCCACCGAGGCGCUGCACUGGGCCGGCGGGGCGGGCGAGCUGCUGGCGGCCGGGGCGCUGGCUGUCAGCGCGCUGUCCGCCGAAGCGGCGGUGCCGGCGGGGGCGGCCUGCGUCGUGUUCGUGGUGAGCGGGGCGCUGCGGGGCGGCGCGGCGGCCGCGGUGCGCGGCGUGCUGGAGCGGAGCGCCGUGCGGCACUGCGUGCUCGUGUGCGCCGACGAGGCGGAGGGCGGCGGGGCGGCCGAGCUGGAGGAGACCUUGCGGCGGUGGAUGGACGAGGGCGGCUGUGCCGAGGUGGUGCUGCGGGGCCCGCCGCUCCUGGCGCCCGUCUCGGCGGAGCUCUGCCUGCUGCCCGCCCUGGCAGCGCUCCUCCCGCCGCUGAGCGGCCCCGGCGGCCCCGGCCCCGCAGAGGUCGGGCUGAGCGCGCUGCCCGCCGAGCUCAGGGCGGCGGUGCGGGCCCUGGUGGGUGACCUCGACUCCCUCUUCACCGCCCUGGGUCUGCGGGAGGAGAGCUUCGCUGUGGGGGCCCUUAGCAGGGUGGUCGCCGCUGAACUGGCAAGCUACGCUCCAGCCAAAAACAGGAGGAGGACAGCUACCAACAAGGCCUCUGUCAUCUUCGUGGACAGGACGUUGGACCUCGCUGGAGCAGUUGGCCAUCAUGGUGACAAUCUUGCAGAGAAGAUUCUUUCUGUGCUUCCGAAACUUCCUGGCCACAAGACUGAUGUGAUGGUUAACAUGGUGGAACUUACAGCACUGCAGACUACAGAUGAAACUUGCAGUAUUAUAGCACCUGGCUGCUUAGCACAACCAAAUGAUCCAGCUGCCAAAGCUCUAUGGGAGUCCUUCAUGAACCUCAAACAAAAGGAAGCUGUGAUGGAGGCCAGGAGACACCUUGUGGAGGCUGCAAGCAGAGAAAAUUUACCUAUUAAAAUGAGCAUGGGCAGAGUCACCCCAGAACAGCUCAGCUCAUACAUUCAGCUUUUCAAAAACAAUCUUAAGGCUUUGGAGAACCACUGUGGUCUUCUACAGCUUGUGCUGGCCACAGUCCAGACUUUGAAACACCCCCAGACUUCCAAAUGGGACAAUUUCCUUGCCUUUGAGAGAUUACUUCUGCAGACUAUUGGUGAGUCAGAAAUGCCCAGUGUUUUGAACCAGUUAUUGCCAAUGAUCAAGUCUUACAACAAAAGGACAAAAGAUGAUUAUGCCUGCGAGGACUUUCUUGUUUUGCUGGUAUACAUAUAUUCUGUGGUUGGAGAAAUCAAAUGUGGAAAAGAGCUGGACACAGCUGAAGACGAGGUGAAAAAGGCCCUUGUCAAGGCAAUUUGUGAUGAGCCAGAACCAUCUCCUUUGUUGCAGAAAAUUACAGGCUGUGACUCGUCACUGAAGCUGACAUCUCAGAAAGCCACAGAUGCAGUGGACGGUGUCUUUCGGUGCCUCAGGGAUAUUGCCAGAGUCAGAAUGCACAUGAAACAGUUUCAUUCCAUACAUAAUCCAGGCAGCAACACCCAUCAGGCUUCUUACAAACCUCUGCUGAAACAGGUGGUGGAAGAGAUCUGCAAUCCUGAUCGGCCUGAUCCUGUUGAUAUUGAGCAUAUUUCAUCAGGCCUCACUGAUCUCCUUAAAACUGGAUUCAGCAUGUUCAUGAAGGUGAAUCGGCCUCACCCUGGUGAUCAUCCUCUUCUGAUCAUCUUUAUGGUUGGAGGAGUGUCAGUCCCUGAGGUCAAAAUGGUGAAGGAUUUGGUAGCAGCACGCAAACCUGGUACCCAGGUAAUUGUGCUCUCCUCUGUACUCCUGACACCACACAGUGCUGUUGAGUUGUUGUUUGCCCCAGACCGUCUCCAGCCUGACGCUCAUAUCUGAUGGGGGAGGCUGUGGGGAAGAGGAGUGAGUGCCUUGCCUGGAAACAUCAAAUCCCUGCUCUGUCACUCUUCUCCAAAAACUGAUGUGUCAACUGCUUCAAUUACAAGUCCCAGUGAAACAGCUGGCUGCAAGGGAACAUCUGCAGCUCAUGGGCAGCUCUUUAAAAUGGUCCAGUUGGCCGACAACAAAUCUCCCCUCUUUGAUGGCACUGUGCUGAAUCACUCCCAGCCUCACUCAGCACGGUGAGGGUCAUAAUUGUUUGUAAUAAUUCCCUAGAAAAGGAGCAGCUGAGAACCAGGUGAUGCACAAUUUGCACUCUCCAAGCAGUACAUUUUUCCUGAUGGUUUUGCUGGGCUUAUGGCUGGUGGGAAAUGCUGCUAAAGGAGUGAGAGGCAAGCAAAAUCCACCCUCUGUCAUGCUACCUAGCAAAAUGUGUGCCUUAUACAAUGUUAACAGCCUACUCUUACUUUGUCCCUCACUCCAGAGAGAUCAUGGAACACUGCCCUGAUUUAGCUGGCACAGCAGCUCCCAGCCUGGUGAUGCUUUUUCAGCAGGACUGUUGGAGGCAGGGAAGCAGAGAGCCAGACCCAAGGGCUGGGUUACAUGGCUGCUUCUCUCUCAGCUUUCUGUUUCCUGCUCUAGUUUCUCCACCCACAGUCCCAGAAGAAAAGACAGUUUCUGAUGGCACUCUUCUCUGUAGAUAUAUGCAGGAGGCCAUAUGGGCUGUGAUGGUUUGAUGAUAACCCCAAAAGAACCUUCCCUUCACAUGCAUUUAAAAAAGAAAGAACCAUAAAAUAAAAAAAAAAAAAAAAAAAAAAGAGCAUGAUCCCAUUUUCAAGAGGCCACAGCACAGAUUCUUUCUUGAGCUAGAUUUCUGAAUAGCAUGAUUAGAAAACAGCUUUUAUUUUUAAUUUAUAAUCAUGGAAGAGCUGCAAUCAAAUUCAGUUAUGCAAUUUUUUUUUUAUAAAACUUUUCUACAAUCUGUGAUGAAAGAGCAGCAGCCAAUAGAGAUUUUAAUUGCAUAUAGCACUGAGAUUUCCAAAUUGCAACAUAAAAUGGUGGAGCUCUAAAGCUGCAUCCUCUUGCUUCAUCCAAGUAAUGCUGUGACUACAGCUUAUACUGAGAUAAGGAUGUCAAAUUAAGUGACAUUCACUCUAUCAUAGCAUUCUUUAUUAUGCCAAAGGAGUAGAUUAAAUGGGAAGUAGUUUUUAAAAUUUUGUUCACUAACUAGCAUUAAUUCUCCUAAAUGUUUAUAAUGGUCUUCAGAGAAGGGUUCAUUUUGGUUUAAGUUCAAUUUUGAGUGGCUGGAAGGAAACAAUGGACUGAUUAUAAAGCAUGGACAAUGUUGCCUCUAUGGCAGAGAAAUUUAUAAGAAUGAUUAUAGAAUGGAACUUUGUGCUAUUAAAAAAAAAAAAAAGAGAGAGAAAUGCUAUGACAUUGCAAUAUUAAAAGCUCAAGGAAUAGCUUGAAUUGAGCAACUGGAAAGCAAUUAGCUGGUCUCUUAGUUUUUCUGUCAUUCCGUACUGUUCAAUCUUUCUUAGAAUAUGGUUGUUUUGUAAAUUCUGUAAUCAAUAAAGCAAUGCUCUCAUAAUGCCAAACCUGA
This is a messenger RNA of Oenanthe melanoleuca, 3590 nucleotides long. It is a transcript of the gene SCFD2, whose product is annotated as sec1 family domain containing 2. The transcript is spliced from 9 exons. The record is from RefSeq and is a predicted model, not a curated record. NCBI's taxonomy places the organism in Eukaryota, Metazoa, Chordata, Aves, Passeriformes, Muscicapidae. Bases 35 to 1987 code for a protein of 650 amino acids. Gene Ontology annotation, biological process: intracellular protein transport; vesicle-mediated transport.